CCUACCUUCAAUGCUGGGCGCAGUUUGGCGCAGCGCCACUGCCAGUGGCAGAGGCAAGCCGCAAGGGGUUCUAUUAGUACUUUUGGUGGGGCGCCCGCAUUACUAGCAUUGGCAUUAGGUUCUCCUCAUCAAAUGCAGACCAUCCUAGUAUUGCUGAGCGCAAUGACUUUCCGAGGGUUUGGUGCUUCACUGAUGCAACUUCCUACCAAAUGAGCUGCUCCAAUUUCCAGCAGACAGUGCAUUUGAUAUGAUGCCGCAAGCUGUAUGGGUUGGGUACCAUCUUUGUGUUAGUGAAUUGCCGUAGCUCCACAAUGUCGGUCCCAAGAAUUGGCACCCAGGGUGUCCUGCAGAGUAUUUGGAAAUUGCACGGCCGGCGGUUUCACAGAAGCACUUCUCAGGCGCAUCCUGCCAAAGGUGGUGCAAGCAGCACGCAUGGGGUGCCUGGUGAAGCACAAGCAGGGCCACAGCCCCCCCAGGACAUCAGGCACAUCUCACAGACGCUGAAGCUGGUGACGCUGAUUCGUGCGUUCCGUAGCAGGGGGCACUUUGCAGCGACGCUUGACCCCCUGGGCCGCACUCUUGGCCCGCUGACGGAGGGCGAUGGCGAUGCCAACAUUGGCAAGCCAGUCAACGCUGAGGAUCUGCACCGGCUGAUGAAGAACUACCCCCGGCUGGACCUCUCCGCAGUGGGACUGAAAGGAGUGGACCUUCGCACGAGAUACUUUCUGGGUGAUCAGCUCAGGAUCGCCAAGGCCGCGCAGCUCUUCUGGACGGUCCCAGAGAUCGUGGCGCUUAUGAGGGCCAGUUACUGUGGGACGUUGACGGUCGAGUACGAGCACGUGAACACCAAGGAACAGAAGGAGUGGGUGCGAUCCAUGGUCGAGCGGCCCGUUAACCGGUCUUUCUUCAGCCCCUCCGAGAAGCGCCUCAUCCUGCGCCGCCUACUCUACACAGAUCAGCUGGAGCGCUUUUUCGCCACGAAGUUCCCCAGCGCCAAGCGGUUUGGCAUUGAAGGAUGCGAGAGCCUGAUGGCGGGGCUGUUUGCCCUGGCAGAGCGGGCAGCCCAGUCGGGGGUUGAAAACAUCGAGCUGGGAAUGGCGCACAGGGGCCGGCUGAACGUGCUGCACCACUUUCUGCGCAAGCCGCUGGGCGCCAUGAUCUCCGAGUUCAUGGGCGGCCGCGCAAAGUAUCUGCAGGUGGGGGACGUCAAGUACCACCUCGGCACGCGCGGGGAGCUCGAGUUUGGGGGAAAGAAGAUUGCGGUGUCGCUGUCGCCCAACCCGAGCCACCUGGAGGCGGUGGACGCGGUGGUGGUGGGCAAGACCAAGGCCAAGCAGUUCUUCAAAAACGACGUCAAGCAAGAAAAGGUCCUGGGCCUCCUUCUCCACGGUGAUGCGGCGUUCUGCGGCUUGGGCCUGCCGGUCGAAGUGAUGCAGCUGUCGGACCUGCCCGAGUACACGACGGGCGGCACCAUCCAUGUGAUCCUCAACAACCAGAUCGGCUUCACCACCGACCCCAAGCUCGCGCGCUCCUCGCCGCACCCCAGCGACGUCGCCAAGGGUGUGGGUGCGCCCAUCUUCCACGUCAACGGGGACGAUCCGGAGGCCGUGGUGCGCGUGUGCCAGCUGGCAGUCGACUGGCGCCAGCGCUUCAAGCGAGACGUGGUGGUGGACCUCGUCUGCUACCGCCGGCACGGCCACAAUGAGCAGGACGACCCCCGCGUGACGCAGCCCCUGACGUCCAAGAUCAUUGCUAGCCACCCCAGUACGUACCAGCUGUACCUGCAGCGCGCACUUGCCGAGAAGUGGGUCACGCAGGAGGUGGUGGAUGCCUGGACGGCCGAGUUCACAAGCGCAUUCGAGUCCGAGUACGCCGCGGCGGCCGCGUACAUCCCUGCGCCCCAGGAGUGGCUGGCCAGCAACUGGCAGGGCGACGCGCUGGGGGGGGCUGGCGAGUCCCGCAGCGUCGUGCCCACCGGGCUGCCCCUCGAGACGCUCAAGCAAGUGGGGCUUGCCAUCAGCGAACCACCUCCCGACUUCGACCUUCACCCCGACGUGGCCCGGCUGCUGGCUGCCCGUCGGCGCAUGGUGGAGAGCGAGCGCGGCGUGGACUGGGCGACGGCGGAGGCGCUGGCGUUCGGGUCGCUGCUGGUGCACCCCAACGCGGCGCUGGGCCAGACGGCGGCCACCAACCCGGCGCACCACGUGCGCCUCAGCGGGCAGGACUGCGAGCGGGGCACGUUCAACCAGCGGCACGCCGUGCUCUACGACCAAACCACCGCCAAGAGGUACGUACCGCUGAACCACAUCGCCCCGGGGCAGCAGGAGCUGUUCAAGGUGUGCAACUCGAGCCUGUCGGAGGCAGCGGUCCUGGGCUUCGAGUACGGCUUCUCGCUCGAGAACGAGAGCGCGCUCGUGCUCUGGGAGGCGCAGUUCGGCGACUUCUCCAACAACGCGCAGCUGAUCAUCGACACGUUCAUCACGAGCGGCGAGGAGAAGUGGGCCACGCCCACCGGCCUCGUCCUGCUGCUGCCGCACGGCUUCGACGGCCAGGGCCCCGACCACAGUAGCGGGUACCUGGAGCGCUUCCUGCAGCUGGCCAACGACGACCCCGACCACCUCCCGGGGCUCGGGCCCGCGCACCGCGCAGAGAUGGAAGCUGGUUUUGCAGCCGCGGACACAAGCGGGCGGGGGUACGUGACGCAGGCGGACCUGCUGGCGUUCAUGCGGAAGUUCCGGGGCGUGACCAGCGAGAAGGCGGAGGUGCUGAUGCAGGAGCUGGACAUCCCAAAGGCCAACCGACUGCACAAAGACGACUGGAACCUGGUCAUGGCGCAGUGGCUGCGACGAAACGCGGAGAAGGAUCAUAACUUGUGUGUUAUAAACGCCAGCACCCCCUCCCAGAUCUUCCAUGCGCUGCGGCGCCAGGUGAACCGGUAUUUUUCGAAACCGCUCAUAUGCAUGGCUCCGAAGUACCUGCUCCACCACCGGGCCUGCACCUCCAGUCUCGCGGACAUGGCGACAGGGGCCUACUUCAGGCGGCUGAUUGCGGACGGCGACACAGCGGACAACGUGGGCCUGGCCCCCGACUUCAUGCCGAAAGAGAAAGUCAGAAGGGUCAUUCUGUGCAGCGGCAAGGUGUACUACCUUCUGGCGCACGCUCGGCGGGGGCGCGGCGUCAAAGACGUGGCGCUGCUGCGGUUGGAGCAGAUUGCGCCCUUCCCCUUCGAUCGGGUGGCCAAGCGGAUCAGCCAAUAUCCGAACGCCGAGUUGUGUUGGGUUCAAGAGGAGCCAAAGAAUCGUGGUGCAUGGACGUACGUCCAGCCACGAAUAGCGACGGCCUUGCGGGACCUAUUGCCCGAACCCCAAAGCGGGCACCAUUUGGAGCAGUCAAAAAGCAGUGUUGGCCGUGAAGUUCGGUACAUUGGCCGAUCACCCUCCGCCUCGGCAGCAACAGGGGCCUUCGACAUACACACAUUGGAGGUUAAAGAGAUCAUCGAAGAAGCUUUAGCUUAACCAAAAGUUAGAUAGAAAAGCUGUCGUAUGACCUAGCAAGCUCAUCAAAGUUACUCACAUGCUUCUGAGGAAUUGAGUAUUAGCAGAGCAACGAAGACCAUGCGCUAGAGCAUUUGCUGGUAUCACGUAACACAUGUUGAUAGAUCGAAAUUGGACUGUAAAGGGAACCCGAGUUGGUCUUCGAGUUGGUUCUUAUCCUGGGCAAAUCCGCAUGUAGGCGAAGGUAUUUUACGUUCGGCCAACCAGAUCUUCAAUCAUUUGGUUGGUUUUAACAACAAGAGGCCAAUUGACCACAGAAUUGACCGCGAAUUUACCACACUGAAUACGCACAUGGAGCAGUCUAGGGCUUUGCAAUCGUCUGGCCACAAACUAGCUCAUGCUUCUUAUUAUCAGGUUGCC
Klebsormidium nitens is the source of this 3914-nucleotide messenger RNA. Lineage: Eukaryota; Viridiplantae; Streptophyta; Klebsormidiophyceae; Klebsormidiales; Klebsormidiaceae. The record is from the annotation of a GenBank genome assembly.